AAGAGGGCUCUGUGCCGGGCCCCAAUGAGGACGUUGCUGAUCAUCCUGGCGGCCGGAUCCCUGGUCGCUCACAUCGCUGAGGACACCUCAGAUCUUCUUCAGCACCUGAAAUUCCAGUCCAGCAACUUCGAAAACAUCCUGACGUGGGACAGCAGGCCGGAGAGUGCCCCAGACACCGUCUACAGUGUGCAGUAUAAGACUUACGGAGAGACAGAGUGGCAGGUGAAGGAGGGCUGCCAGCGGAUCACCCGGAAAUCCUGCAACCUUACCGUGGAGACAGGCAAACUGACGGAUCUCUAUUACGCCCGGGUCACCGCCAUCGACGCGGGAGGCCGGUCCGCCACCAAGAUGACCGACCGGUUCAGCUCACUGCAGCACACUAUCAUCAAACCACCUGAUGUGACCUGUAUCCCCAAGGUGAGAUCCAUCCAGAUGAUUGUCCAUCCCACCUACACGCCCAUCCACACAGGGAAUGGCCACCGGCUAACCCUGGAGGACAUCUUCCAGGACCUGUUCUAUCACUUAAAGCUGCAUAUCAACCACACCUACCAAAUGCACCUUGGAGGGAAGCAGAGAGAAUUUGAGUUCUUUGGCCUGACCCCUGACACGGAGUUCCUUGGGACCAUCGUGAGUAUUGUUCCAACCUGGUCCAAGAAGAGCACCCCCUACAUGUGGCGAGCGAAGACGCUGCCAGAUCAGACGUGGACCUACUCCUUUUCCGGCGCCUUCCUGUUCUCCGUGGGCUUCCUGUUCGCAGGGCUCUGCUACCUGAGCUACAGAUACAUCACCAAGCCGCAUCUGCCUCCCAACUCCCUGAAUGUCCAGCACGUACUGACCUUCCAGCCUCUGCAGCUCAUCCAGGAGCACAUCUUAAGCCCCAUCUUUGACCUCAGUGGCCCGAGCGGCCUGGCCCAGCCUGUCCAGUACUCCCAAGUCAAGGUCUCCGGGCCCAUCGAGCCUCCAGGAGCCCCACCGCGACACAACCUGUCUGAGAUCGCCUACCUUGGGCAGCCGGACCUCUCCAUCCUCCAGCCUUCUGGCGGGCCACCUCUCCAGACACUCCCCCCGCUGUCCUAUGCCCCGCAGGCUGCCCCUGAGGGCGGGCCCCCGUCCUAUGCACCUCAGGUAACCCCCAAAGCUAAACCCCCCUCCUACACUCCCCAGGCCAUCUCGGAGGUCCAGACCCCUUCCUACACCCCUCAGGCCACUCCGGACAGUUGGCCUCCUUCCUACGGGAUAUGCGGGGAAGGCUCUGGCAGAGACCCCCCACCUAUGACACUCUCUGGUCCCAAACGCCUCGGAACUAAAGGUCAGCUCCAAAAAGAGGCACCAGCUGGAAGCUGCAGCCCAGGUGGCCUUUCUCUGCAGCAGGUGACCUCCUUGGCUAUGGAGGACCCCCAAGAAGUAAAAUCCUUCCACCAGCAUCUGGGGGUUCACACGGACAGAGAACCUGACUCUGAUGUCAUACGCAGAGGGGAACCAAGGACACGAAGCUACGUAAAGGGCCAGCUGCCCCUCCUCUCCUCUGUCCAGAUCGAGGGUCACCCCAUGUCCCUCCCUUUGCAGACUCCUUCCCACCCAUGUUCCCCCACAGACAAGGGUCCAAGUCCCUGGGGCUUGCUGGAGUCCCUCGUGUGUCCCAGUGACGAGGGUCCAGCAUCCGAGACUGAGGCCAAGAGCCCAGGCCCUCGGGCCCCAGACCUGGAGUCGCCCACGGAGCUAGACUCUCUGUUCAGAGGCCUGGCCCUGACGGUGCAGUGGGAGUCCUGA
Balaenoptera acutorostrata (minke whale) is the source of this 1770-nucleotide messenger RNA. It is a transcript of the gene IL22RA1, whose product is annotated as interleukin 22 receptor subunit alpha 1. Bases 25 to 1770 code for a protein of 581 amino acids. The transcript has 7 exons. The record is from RefSeq and is a predicted model, not a curated record. NCBI's taxonomy places the organism in Eukaryota, Metazoa, Chordata, Mammalia, Artiodactyla, Balaenopteridae. Gene Ontology annotation, molecular function: protein binding.